AUGUUUGUAAAGAAUUUAAUUCCGAUAACAAAUGUUACUCCAUCACCUAUUGCCACAAUUUCCUCACUAAUAACAGUGAUUGGAAGUAACUUUAAUGCUGCAACAAUCAUAACAAUCAAUUCAACGUAUUCGUGUCCUUCUACAGUGGUGGUCAGUAGCACCCAAAUUAUUUGUAAUGCACCUGCACUUCCAUUUGUUGGAAAAGCCAUUGUUCAUGCAAGAAAUCCACCUUUGGACCCAAUAACCACUGAGCCAGGAUUUACCAUUAAUGUAGGGGUACCACAACCUGCAAUUACGCUCAUUAAACCAGACAUCCUUACGAAUGUAGCGUCGAACAGUCUUACGAUCACUGGAAAGUACUUCAUCCCAGAUGUCAAGGUUUUGAUCAAUAGUACAUAUCCUUGCAUCCAGGAGAUUGCCACCGAAACAUCUUUGAUUUGCCACUUUGCAGCUGUUCCAAUUGGAGGUACCAAUUCGAUGUAUCCAAUAACAACAGUUAACUCUGGUACAAGUUCAGAUCCAUAUUACAUGAAAUUCAAUUUACCAACUCCGGUUUUCGAUGAAUUCAAUGAAGAUAUCCUUAUUGAAAAAGAUACUACGUAUCUAUUCAAAGGUUCUUUAUUUGUUUGUGAUAAAGUAAAGAUUUCGGUAAAUGGAACUUUCGAUUAUUUAACUAUUCAAAAUUGCAAUCCAAACCGAAUAUUAGUUAAAUAUAGUGAUCCCACUAAGACUCUUAAUUGGUCAUUUCCUGUUAUUAUUUACAAUGAUAACGUCGCUUCCAACUCUAGACAAAUUUCUUUUCGGGCACCGAUGCCUAUUGUAGAUAGUGUUAUUGAAUAUGGAAUGUCAUACAAGCUUUUUACUGGUCAAUUGACGAUUCUUGGUAAAGAAUUUAGAAAGGAACUUACAUUCGUAUAUUUUAAUGAAGUAAGAUGUACUACAAUAGAAAUGACUAUGACAAAAAUCAUAUGUCAAUGUUCAACAGUAACAACUUAUGGAAAUUAUGAGCUCCAAGUUUGGAAAAUAUUUACGGGAUACACAGGCUUUACUGUUUUUUUGGCAUCAAUUCCAACAAUUACAUCAUUCAGUCCAAAUGUUUACCAGUAUGACCAAACAACUGAUUUAAAUAUUGUUGGUGAUGAAUUUAAUAGAGGUCUAACCAAAGUAGGUCAAAAGUUUACUUCAUCUUCCUCGGCAAAGUUGACUCAAUUGGAUAUGGCACUCCUAUCAGAAACUAUAUUUACGAAUUCAUCUCAAAUCAUUGUAAAAGUCUUGGCAAAAAGCAUGGGUGGUACGUGGAAUUUGACAGUGUUUGAUGGUGGAAAGUCUUCAAAUCAGGUUCCUGUUCAACUUCUCAGUUCGGUGUCAAAACCUACAAUCACUUCAAUCACACCAUCUAGUACAUUAUACACCAAAGCCACUGCUAUUUCUAUCGUUGGUACCGGAUUUAUCGAUGGGGUCACCAAUGUAUUAGUCGAUAAUGUAUUGGUAACAUGUUCUGUUACAAACACAUCAUUGGUUUUCACCUCUCCACUCUUGAACAAAGUUGGAACUUUCAAUGUUGUUGUGUAUAACGGUGAUAGAGCUAUCAAUUCUACAACCACUAUCAAAUAUUAUCCACCAACUCCAACUCUCACACAAAUUUCACCAAAUUCAGUUGAAAUCACAUCAGGUACAGCAAUAACUUUAACUGGUACAAACUUUAUUUCAGGAAUAUCGAAAUUACUUGGAAAUGGUGCAACCAUUCCAAUGACAAGCAUAACAUCAACCAGAAUCAUUUUCAACUCUCCAACCAACACAGCUGUAAAUGUUGUAUGUAAAAUUUCAAAUGCAGUUGGUUAUGAUUCCAAUACAUUAUCACUUACAUUCACAACAGUGAAACCAGUUGUUACCAGUUUUUCACCAGUUAAUGUAACAAAUAUCCAAUCGACCAGUAUAAUAGUCAAAGGUUCAAAGUUCGUUCCUUCAUACACAAUUUCAGAUGCUAUUUUCGAUAAUUCUAAAGUGAGAUGUACCACUUCAGUUUCAAAUCCAACAACUCUCACAAUCACCUCACCUGUAAAGGCUGAAGUUGGACCAAAGAUAUUCAUGAUUACCAAUGGAAAUUUGGUUACGAAUAUAUCAAUCAAUUAUGUAUCACCACCUAUAACAUUGACUUCGAUUACUCCUAGUUCAAUGGUGGGUAAUCAAGAGCAAGUUAUCACAUUAAAAGGAACUGGAUUUGAUUCUAGACUUACAUCGAUUGAACUUCCAAAUUUCUCAUGUCCAUUCUCAUUUAUUAAUUCAACUGUUAUCAUUUGUACAGCUGGAAAAUCAACAAACUAUGGAAUAAAGUCUUUAAGAUUGAAGAAUAUCAAUGAAUAUUCCCAAUCAAUAAACUUUCAGAUUUUUGCACCUCCAGUAGUAGUUUCCAAUAUAGAGCCAUUAUAUCAUAUCUUAAAUCAACAAUCAAAAAUAACAGUUAUUGGUCAGAACUUACCUUCAAAUACUAUAAUUCAGUGGAAUGGACAAUUUAUUGUUCCAGAAUCUAUUACAGAGACUAGAAUAAUUGCCAAAAACGUAAUCUCACCAACCACUAUUGGAAAAUAUCCGAUAAAUGUCUUGUCAGGAUUUUUAGGCAUUUCACCAAUAUCUUUUUCUAUAUAUUAUGUUCGAGGACCCAAACUCAUAAAUGCUUCACCAUUACCAAUUUAUUACAAGUUUCCAACAAACUAUAAUGCUUUAUUAUAUCUAUCUGAAGCUGUUAGUAAUGUAGCCGUAUAUCCACCAGUAGACCAAUUAAAUUUCAUCGAUGUAUUUGUUACCACCUAUGGUCAAUUUGUUUCAAAUACUCUUAGGCUACCAGUCGCUGUUGCACCACCAAUAUUUUCAAAUCUAAAACCCAUGAUGAUGACUAGUGAUGUUACAAAUUCUUUAACUAUCAUUGGACAAUACUUUUUGAGUGGAGAAACAAAUGUAUAUUUAAGUUUUGGAAAACUAUCAUGUUCAAAUACUUUUGAAACCAUCAUGUGUUCAGUACCUCCAACAAAUUUUUAUGGAAGCACACCCGUCACCAUCGAAAUGAUGAAAAAUAAUUAUACUUAUGGAGCUAUUACAUUUAGAAGACCAAACACCAUAAUCGAUACAAUAUCUCCAAGUCAAUUAUAUUUUAAUACAACAAAUCAAAUGACAGUAACUGGUUCCAAAUUUUAUGAUGGCUCAACUUCCAUCAUUAUUUCAAAUCUCAAUGCAUUUCCAAAUCCAUCUUACUCGAUUUCAAGUGUGACUCAAAAUCAAAUUAUUUUCGAUUUAAAUCCAUUUACCAAGGUUGGAACAUAUUCGAUCAGUGUUAAAGUGGAUGGUUCAUUAAAUACAAACAGUAACUCACUGGUUGUUGAUGUAAUUCCUGGUAAAAUUACAAUUAAUUCGAUCAAUCCAAAUAAACUUCAAUAUGGAUUAAGCAAUCAAGUUGUCACUCUAAAAGGUUCAAACUUUUAUUAUGGAACUGUUAUUCAAUUGGAUUCUGUGAAUUGUCAGAUAUUAUCACAAACUGAAGAUACUAUUUUGUUUUCAGUUUCUGAAAUCACUUAUUUUGGAAAAUCAGAUUUUGUUAUUGUCCAAAGUCCACAAGCAGAUACACUGUUUAAUAUGGAGAUAGAUGUUCCAUAUCCAGUUAUCAAUAGUAUGAAUCCAUCAAAUCCAUAUUCUUAUCUUGGCAAAGAUAUCGAGAUAAUUGGUUCGAUUUUCACUCACACCAUCUCUGUUACUAUUAAUGGAAUUAAUUGUUUAACCAUUCGAAAUUCACUAAAUUCCAUCACAAUUACAACACCAAAGUUAAAAUCAGGAACUUAUCAAAUGCAGAUAUUCAAUACUCCAGAGAUUUUCUUGACAACAACCAUCGAAUUUAUCGAUUCAACACCGAUCAUUCAAUCGAUUUCACCAAUUUCAGCAAGCAUCAAUGAUAUGAGUAUGACAAAUAGUAUGAUCACAAUCAUUGGUUCACAAUUCGUCAACAACUAUUCAAUCAUCAAAAUUGGAUCCUACCAAUGCGAACCAAGAUAUAUCGAUGAAACUCUAAUUCGUUGUUUGAUGCCAGAGGUCACUGUUGAAGGUGAACUUUCAGUCAAUGUCAAUAAUGGAGAGAUGAUAUCAAACACAUUCCACAUUUCAUACAUCAAUUCACUUCCAAUUACAUCUGUGACGCCUAAAUUCGUCAAUUAUAAUCAAUCCAACGAUAUCACCAUUACAAUCACUGGAUUUAAUUUCAACAAUCUACUUGAUAGUCAAGUAUUUAUUGAAAAUAAAUCUGGAACAAAGAAUCAAUGCAAUAUUCUCACAAAAGAAGAUGAAAUUAUAAUUUGUCGAUCUCAAAUGAUUCAAUUUGGAAAAUAUCAAGUUAUCUUAUAUUCGAAAGAAUUACAUUCAAUUCCAUCUGAUUUCAGUAUUCUUGAUGAUUCAUUGGCUUGCAAAUCAAAUUCUAGAAAACAAGUAUCAUGGUGGUUCGCCAAGAAACUUCCACAAUCGCAAUCAUACAUCUAUGUUGACAGUGAUUCUCAAGAUAUCAUUUAUCUUUCUGAUAUUUCCUCAAUUACAAGUAGUUUGGCACUCACUUUGAACCAAAUCAUACUUGAUAGCAAUACACACAAUGGAUAUGUUGUUUAUAAUGAUCAUCCAUGGUUUGAUGAUCUCAGUGGACAACUUUCACAUUCAGUUCAAGGAUAUCCAAUUGGUCAUUCAGGAGAACUCAAUAAAUCACUUGGAAAAGGUAUUCUUGUUGCUCAAACCUAUUUCAACUCAACAUAUUCACCUGGUUUCCACAUUAAACAUUCAAUGGAAGGAUUCCCAGUUCCACUUCCAAAUGGAUUGUUCAAAACACCUUCAAGUCAUCCAUCAAGUUGGAUUCCAAAUGAUUAUCAUUUGAUUCCAAAACAAGGUGAUGAUUAUUCACUUGGUCAUUCAUUUAUGUGUCAUUCAUUCAUUGAUUCAUCUGAUUUUGUGAAUGGAAUUCAAUCAUUGAAACCAUUCAUCUAUUCAUCAAACAGAUUCACACCAACUUCUACAACCAACAUAUUCUCAUCACUCUUUACUGACAGCACAACCAAUUCAUUCACAAGUAAAGAUUGGUCAAAAGGAUACUUUAUUUCUGCUGGAUUCAGAAAUGAUAUCUUUACACCAACAAGAAUUCAACCACUUUCAAUCACAUUGCCAUCGAAAUUUAAGAUUCCAUCAGGUGCAAAUGCAAUCACUGAUGUAAAGUUACCAACUGAAUUUAUCAUUCAAAAUAACAUUCCAACCAAGAUAUCACAAUGGAAAUCAGAUAUCGAUAAAAGUUAUAUUGCAUUCAAUGAUACACAUCUUUGUCUUGGUGAUUAUUCAUCAAAGACAUCAUUUGGUGGUGGAAUUGCAGUUUGUGUGAUCAAUCAAUUCUCAAGUGAAUUCUUUGUUGAAUCAAUAUUCAAAUAUCAACAACAAAAUUGUUCAACUCCCAAAUGUGAAAAUCAAAUUCAAAAUCAAUUCUUCAUUUCAAUCAAAUCAAAAUUAUUGUUGGACAAUACCUAUUCAAGCAAUAACAAUGAUUUACAAAUGAUUUUGAACAACAUCGAUUCAAUUUUACCCAAUACCAAACUCAGUGUCGGAGAUUCAGGAUGUUUUGGAAUAUUCUGUCCAAUCACAGCUCCAUACUCUGAAAUCAAAGUAAAUCCAACAGAUUCAGUUGGAAUAUUCUCAUUCAGAGGAAGUUACACACCUAUUUUCAAUUUGAUACUUCAAGAUACAAACAGUUCAAUCACAAUCAAAUCCAAUGGAUCUCCGAUAUCAUAUUCAACAUAUAAUAUCUCUGGAUCAUUCACUGCAAAGACCAAUGGUAAUAUCCAAAGUAAUAAUAUUAUCGUUGCAUAUAAAUUGAUCCAAAUUGUGAAGAAAGUCAGAGAUAAUCUUGGAUUUGGAACAUUUGGAAAUAUUGAAUUGAUUUUAAAUAGCAAUGGUAUUGCAAUUCUAAAUCAACACAAUGAUAUUCCAAUCAAGAUAGACAGCAAUACACUUGAUGUUCAAUCAUUAUUCCGUGCAAUCAGUUAUGAUUUGAUUUUGCAGUUAAAUAGUGCAACUUCAAGUGUCGAACUUCCAGAAUUGAAUUUCGAUUCAUUUGAACUUUCAAAAUCAUCAGCAUUGUUGGGAGGAAUGAUCAAUUUCAUUUCAAUGAAACUCAGACAACUUUCACUUCCAAAUUUACCAAUUUCAAUGAUUCAAUCAAUGAGAGACAGAAAUCAACAAUUGAUUGAUAUUGAACAUUUCACAAGUUCAAGAAUGUCAAGAAGAAAUGCAAUUUUAUCACAAGGUUGGAUCACAUCAUACCUCUGGGAUUUGGUUGAUCAAGAGAAUGAUGAUUAUCUCAAUCCAUCAUUCAGAAGACCACCACACAGUGAUAAUAAUUAUGGAAAUCAAAUUGAUUUCAAAUAUAUUCUCCAAACAAUUCAAAACAACUCUUUGAAUUCAGAUAUUCUCAUAUUUUCAGAACAUUUAUUCAAUAUUCUUCCACUUUGGAACACUCUCACAAUUCCACAUGCUCGUUCCAUCAUGAUCUAUAACAAUAUAUUCGAAUGUAACAAUUGUAAAGUUGAUAAUCCACCAACUGUCAGCAAUUCAACAGAUUUAUCAAAUGUAUUACAGUCCAAAGGUGUUUGUAAAUCAUCGAUCGAUAACUUAAUAAUGCCAACGAUCGAUGAAGUUCAAUCAUUUGUUUCAUUUUGGUCAUCUUCCUCAACAAACAAUUGGAAUGACAAUCAAGGAAUAUCGAAUAUCUAUUCAUCUUCAUUCGUUUCACUCUAUAACAAUUCAUUGUUAUUGGAAUCAUUGAUUCAAGUUGCAGAUCCAACACUUUGUGAAUUCCAAAUCGAAAAUGGAUAUCCAGUCACACCAAAAGGUUUGGAGAUAUUGACAAGAGUUUUGGUCAAUCAAAUCAACAUUGCCAACAAAAUGAUCAAAUACAAUGAAGUUUCAACAUAUUUUGUCAAAACAGAAACAACCAAAGGAUUGACAAUCAUCACAUACAAGAAUUAUCUUUGUGCAUUCGAUAUUGUUGAUGAAUCAUCAUUUGACAAUGGACAAGUCCUAUCACUUUGUCCAUCAGGUCCAAUUGUGACAUCGAUCACUGGAAACACAGGACCAACACAUUCAAACAACAAUGCAAUCACUUUGAUUGGUCGAAAACUCAGUGAAACUGGAGUCCAAGUUCAAAUUGGAUCAAAGAACUGUUCAAUUCAAAGUCAAUCAGAUUCUCAAUUGAUUUGUCAAGUUGGUCAAGGUGUUGGAACAUUACCAAUCAUCUAUUUCAAUGUUAACACUAAACUUCCAAAUGAAACACCACUCGAUAAUUAUGUAUUCCAAUUCAAUCAACCAGUUAUCACUUCAUUAUCAACCAACAGUCCAGUUAAGACCUAUGGACAAAAGAUCACAGUUUAUGGAAACAACUUUGGAUUCACCAAUGAUGACACAACUUUAUUUGUUGGAGAUAUUCAAUUCAACAUUGAAACAUUCUCAACAUCUGGAAACUCAGAACUAUUGAUUUUCACGUCGAAUGGAACUGGAUAUGGUAACAUUGUUUCUGUUUAUGUUGGAGACCAAAAUUCAGAAUUGAAUAAUCAAUUCAUUAUCAAUUACGAUAUACCUGAUAUCAAUUCAAUCUCUGUCGAUCGAUCACCAACCUAUGGAGGUGGAGCGAUGACAGUAUCCGGUACUUCAUUCGGUCUCUAUGGUGAUAUGACGAUUAAUAUUGGAGCUAUUGAAUGUUCAUCAACAAUUAGAAUCGAUGAUAACGCAGCAAUUUGUAUAAUUCCUCCACAUGUGGCAGAUCACCAAGUAACCAUUGUGGUUGGUAACCAAUUCUCAUCGGAAGGACCAAUGUUCAAAUAUGACAGACCAGUGAUCUUUGAAGUUUUACAAACAAACAACACACCAACUUCAGAACCAAGUAGUUUUUGGAUUAUUGGAAAAGAUCUUGGACCACAAGGUUACGAAUUCCCAUAUAUUUCAUAUUUUUUAAACCUGACGGUUGUCGAAUGUGAUGAUGAUUAUACAUGUUAUUACAAUAAGACUUACACUGACGAAAAUGACAAUGACAUUCCAAUACCAACAGAUCCUUACCAUGAUGGUAAUACAGAUGGUGGAGCAUUUAUUUCAAUUAUUGGUUUUGAUUUCGUUCCAAAUGAAAUCAAUGAAACAAUCGAUUAUUUGACAUCAAAUCCAGCAUAUACUUAUAAUGAAGAGUAUAUUUAUAAUCUUGAAGGACCAUUGACAUACAGCAAUGCCAGUAUUGCACAAUAUCUAUUCAACAAUAUUACUUUUGUCAAUUCAACAUUGGUGACUGCUCAAAUUCCACCUGGAAUCGGUGCAAAUCACACAAUAUCACUUUUCAUUGGUGGUCAAAAUUCAACACAACUCUUUAACUUUUCAUACAAUGCUCCAAAUAUAUCAUCGAUUUCAUAUUCAGAUACAAUUGGUCAAAAUAUCACAUUAUCAGGUUGCAACUUCGUUCCCAAGAAUGUUUCAUCUGGAAAUUCAAGUUUUGUUUUGAUCAACGGAACUGAAUGUCAAUCACCUCAAUGGAUUUCAUCAAACACAAUCAAUUGUACUGCUUCUCCAGGUAUUGGAAAGAAUUUAACAUUAACUGUAUCGAUUGGAGCUCAAAACAAUACUGAUAAUACAACAUUCUCUUAUAAUCCACCAAAUGUAAAUAAUGUGACAAUGAGUAAAACAGAUGGUGAGAUUAUUUCGAUUAUCGGUGGUAAUUUCGUUCCAGCCAAUAUUUAUGCUUUCAAAUCAAAUGUAACGAUUUUCAAUGAUCUUUGUGAUAAUAUUAACUGGAUCAAUGAUAAUAAUAUUACAUGCACUGUUAAAGCUGGAAUUGGAAAGAACUUAACACUUUCUGUUAUUGUUGGAGAUCAACAAUCAACCAAUAAUAAUGUAACAUUCUCAUAUUUACCACCAACCAUCAAGAAUAAUGUGACAACCGAUACAAAAGGAGGUUCAGUUAUCAUUGAAGGAACCAACUUUGUUCCACAAAACAUCGAACCAAAGAAUUCAAAUAUUUCGAUAAAUGACAACAACUGUCAGAAUAUCGAAUGGAGAAGUUCUUCCUCCAUUAAAUUUGAUGUACCACCAGGAAUUGGAAAUAAUCAAACUUUUGUUAUUUUUGUUGGAAAUCAAACAACUGAUCAAAAACAUUACUUUGACUACAACAAACCAAAGAUAUCGAGUAUUUCUAAAUCCAAAACAGAUGGUGAACAAAUUACUUUGGCAGGUACAAACUUUGUGCCACUGAAUGUUGAACCAAGAAACUCUAAUCUUACAAUUGGAACUCAAGCAUGUAAUAAUAUUGUUUGGAGUAGUGAUACUCAGAUUCUUUGUACGAUUCCAAAAGGUAUUGGAAAGAGUUUGAAUGUAACACUUUUUGUUGGAAAUCAGACCACUGAAGAUAAACCAACUUUUGAUUAUAUUGCACCUUCGAUUAGCAGUGUAACGAAUUCAAAGACAAGUGGUGAAUCAAUCACUCUUCAAGGUUCAAACUUUGUUCCUGAAAACGUUGAACCAAAGAAUUCAAACAUCACAAUUAACAAGAAUGUCUGUAAAGAUCCAGUUUGGACAAGUUCAUCACAGAUCAUUUGCACAGCACCAUCUGGUAUUGGAAAAGAUUUAGAAUUAUUAUUAUUUGUUGGAAAUCAAUCUACCACAACCAAAUUCACCUAUAAAAUUCCAAAAUUGGAUGAUACCAAAUACAAAGGAAAUCCAUCUGGAGGUGAUUGGAUAACAAUCAAAGGUGAAAACUUUAUUCCAAGUGAUUUCGUUCAAGAAGUCAAUCAAAAAACACAAGAUAGUAACAAUUCAGUAUCGAUUGCCGACAAACAAUGUCAAUCAGUGGAAUGGGUAGACUUUAACACUGUUAAAUGUCAGAUUCCAUCUGGAACAGGUAAAGAUAAGAAUAUAAAGGUUACUGUUGGUACUCAGAGUUCAGAGAACAAUCAAUUGUUCAGUUAUAAUGCUCCUGUUGUCGAAUCUAUUUCUCCAGAUAAUGGUGAACAAUCCUCAAAGAAACAAGUCACAAUUAAUGGAAUCAACUUUGGUUCAAAUCCUACUGCCACAAUUGGAGAUGCUGGUGAGUGUCAGAGUGUCGUGGUUCUAUCAAAAUUGAAUGACAAAGAAAGAAUUCAAUGUAAUGUUCCAGAAUAUAAUACAAAUGGUGCACAAAUCGUUAGUGUAACAUUGGAUGGUCAGAAAUCAAAUGAAACCAAUGUUAAAUAUACAUACAAUGGUGAUCCAAAGAUUGAUUCGAUUUCACCCACCUCUGGAUCUGUCGAUGGUAACUUUGAGAUGACUGUUUCUGGAAAGAACUUUAAGAAUGGCGAUGCAACAGUGACUGUCUAUUUCAACUCGAAAUCGAUUACACCAACAUCUAAAUCAACUGAUACCAUCAAAUUUACAGUUCCUGAAGGUGGAGGUACCAGUAUUGCACUUUACAUCAAGGUUGGCAAUUCACAAAGUAACACAAACAAUGACUUCUCAUAUGAUGCACCAAAGAUAAUAUCGAUCACACCAGAUGAAGGUCCUUAUGACCAAGAAACAUCAGUCAGUAUCUCUGGAUCAAAUCUUGGUCUUUCAUCUGAUUCCUCUUCGACCACAAUCACAGUUGGUGGAAAACCAUGCUCAAGUAUUCAAGCUUCAUCAUCGUCAUCAGUGAGCUGUACAGUUCCCAGAAACGAAGAUGAAGGAGAAGUAUAUAUUCAACUUACUUUCAAAUCUCAAAGUGCAUCCACAACAUUCAAGUACACCAAAGAAGAUUCAAGUAGCAGCAGUGAUAGUAGUGACAGCAGUGACAGUAGUCAUGGUAGUGAAGGAAGUCAUGAAGAUUCAACUACCUCAACCACCUCAACUACUGCCUAUUCUACCACCACAUCAACCACAGGUGAAGUUUCAACAACCUCUACUACUUCGACCACAGGUGGAGAUUCAACAACCACAUCUACAACCGUUGAACCAACAACAGCUACUACUGGUGGAGGCACUGAUGGUGGUGGCCCUGGUGGUUCUGGAGGUGCUGCUGGCAUUGGUGGCGCUGCUGGUAUUGGUGGCGCUGCUGCUAUUGGUGGUGCUGCUGCUAUUGGUGGUGCUGCUGCUAUUGGUGGUGCUGCUGCUAUUGGUGGUGCUGCUGCUAUUGGUGGUGCUAUUGGUGGUGCUGCUGCUAUUGGUGGUGCUGGAGGUGGUGAUGAUAAUGGAGACCAUACAUCAUCUACAACCUCAACAAGUUCCAUGAUUUCUGGUUUCAUAACAACUUUAACUACAGGUGAAUUUACAACAACAGGAGAACCAAUCACAACCACAACUAUAUUGACAACCUCUACAACAUCUACUACGGGCGGAACUACAGGUGGAGUUACUAGCAACUCUACUACAUCAACAACAUCUACUACUAUAAGUACAGAUUCAACAACGGGAAGUACAAUCACAACAAGUGGAUCAGAUAAUUCCACCACGUCAACAACUGGUGAAUUAACUACCUCUUCCACUUCCACCACUUCCACAACUGGCGAAACAUCAUCAUCGACAACUGGUGUUGCAAACACCACCACUGGAGAACCCACUUCAACUUCAACGACUGGUCAAGAUCCUUCGACGUCGAAUUCUACAACUGGUGGGGAUUUAACAACGGGAAGUACAAUCACAACAAGCGGAUCAGAUAAUUCCACCACGUCAACAACUGGAGAAUUUACCACCUCUACUACCUAUACCUCUUCAAUAACUGGUGAAAUAUCAUUAUCGACAACCGGUGGUGCAAACACCACCACUGGAGAAUCCACUUCCACCUCAACUACUUCUGAUUCGACCACCACUUCCACAACUGGUGAAAUAUCAUCAUCGACAACCGGUGGUACAAACACCACCACUGGAGAGCCAACCUCCAUUUCAUCAACUGGUGAAAAUCCUUCGACAACCACUUCAACAACUGAUUCAACCACCUCUUCCACCUCCACCACUUCCACAACUGGUGAAAUGUCAACAUCAACAACUGGUGGUACAAACACCACCACCGGAGAACCCACUUCCACUUCAACAACUGGUCAAGAUCCUUCGACAUCUUCAACCACUGGUGUAGAUUCAACAACCUCGACCACAAGUGAAUCAACAACAACGUCUAUCACCAGUUCGACCACAAGUGGAGAUUCAUCAACUUCGACCACAACUGGUGAUUCAACAACCACGACUACUUCGACAACAAGUGGAUCAGAUAAUUCCACCACAUCAACAACUGGAGAAUUUACCACCUCUACCACUUCCACCUCUUCAAUUACUGGUGAAAUAUCAUUAUCGACAACCGGUGGUACAAACAACACCACUGGAGAACCCACUUCCACUUCAACAACUGGUGAAGAUCCUUCGACAUCCGCUUCUACCACAGGUGGAGAUUCAACAACUUCGACUACAACUGGUGAUUCAACAACUUCGAUUACUUCGACAACAAGUGGAUCAGAUAAUUCCACCACAUCAACAACUGGUGAAAUGUCAACCUUAACAACUGGUGAAAUGUCAACAUCAACAACUGGUACAAACAGCACCACGGGAGAACACACUUCCACUUCAACAACUGGUGAAGAUCCUUCGACAUCUUCAACCACAGGUGGAGAUUCAUCAACCUCGACUACAUUGACUACCAGUGAACAAACAAUCACCACCUCGACCACUGGUGGAGAUUUAACAACAUCGAAUAAUUCGACUACAGGUGGAGAUACAUCAACCACAUCUACAACAGGUGAACCGACAACGGCAUCUACCACUACUUCGACCACAGGUGGUGAUUCGACAACCUCUACGACAUCUACAACCGGUGAACCAACAACAAUAUCUAUCACAACUUCGACAUCCACAACUACUUCGACCACCGGUGGAGAUUCAACAACCUCGACAACAUCUACAACCAGUGAACCAACAACAAUAUCUACCACAACCUCGACAACAGGUGGAGAUUUAACAUCCUCAACUACAUCUACAACCAGCGAACCAACAACAGUAUACUUAACUACCACUUCGACCACUGGAGAUGACUUAACAACCUCGACCAUAUCUGGAGAUUCGACUACCACCUCUUUGACUACUGGUGAAUCAACCACCUCAGUACCCACAACCACAACCGGUCAUGAAUCUACCUCUAUAUCAACAACUGGAGGAUCAAGCUCAACAACCAGUGAACCAAUCACCACUUUGACCACAGGUGGAGAUUCAACAACCUCUAAUAAUUCCACAACAACUGGAGAUUCAACAAUUUCGACAACAACUGGAGAUUCAACAACAUCGACAUCAGGUGGAGACUCGACAUCCUCGAUCAUAGGUGGAGAUUCAAUCUCGACUACAUUGACAACUGGUGAACCUACAAUCACCAGUUCGACCACUGGUAUAGAUUCGGCAACAAGUUCAGCAAUCUCGACCACAAGUAGUGAUUCAACAACCUCGACAACAAGUGGAGAUUUAACAACCUCGACCACAAGUGGAGACUCAACAACUUCUACUAUUCCGACCACAACUGGAGAUUCAACAACCUCGACAACAAGUGGUGAUUCAAUACCUUCGACAACAAGUGGAGAUUUAACAACCUCAACCACAAGUGGGGAUUGGACAACUUCGACAACAAGUAGUGAUUUAACAACCUCUACAACAAGCUCAGUAUCUUCGACAACAAGUGGAGAUUCAACAACCUCGACUAAUUCGACUACAGGAGGAGAUUUAACAACUUCGACAACAAGUGGUGACUCCUCAACUUCAACCACAAGUGGAAAUUUAACAAUCUCGACAACAAGUGGAGAUUUAACAACCUCGACAACAAAUGGAGACUUAACAACCUCGACAACAAGUGGUGAUUCGACAACUUCGACAACAGGUUCAGCAACUUCGACCACAAGUGAUGAUUCAAUAACCUCUACAACUUCGACAACAAGUGGAGAUUCGACAACCUCGACCACAAGUGGGGAUUCAUCAAUUUCGACAACAAAUUCAGCAACCUCGUCCACGAGUGGUGACUCAACAACUUCAAUAACAACUGACGGAACAAACUCAACAACAGGCGAUGAUACUUCCACAACUGGAGAUAUAUUAACUUCGACCACAGGAGUUAUUUACUCUACUACAUCCACAUCUGGAGACUUUAAUUCUUCGAUGAUAUCAACAACUUCUACUGUUGAUUCGACCACAGGUGAAAUAAACUCUACACCUACCACCUCAAUGAUAACAACUAGCGAAUUGUUUAUAGUCUCAUCUUCUGAAUCAUCAACAACAACAGGUAUUCCAAGUAUUUCGACAACAGGAACUAGUAUCUCACCUCUUGAUUCUGGAAUUUCUGGCGAAAUACCUUCAACCACUUCUACAACAACUGUAAUCAAUACAGGAGAAUCCCUCUAA
Heterostelium album PN500 is the source of this 14415-nucleotide messenger RNA. RefSeq lists its product as uncharacterized. The record is from RefSeq and is a predicted model, not a curated record. Lineage: Eukaryota; Evosea; Eumycetozoa; Acytosteliales; Acytosteliaceae. Bases 1 to 14415 code for a protein of 4804 amino acids. Gene Ontology annotation, molecular function: deoxyribonuclease II activity; transferase activity. The transcript has 11 exons. Gene Ontology annotation, biological process: DNA metabolic process.